Oncorhynchus kisutch (coho salmon) is the source of this 2046-nucleotide messenger RNA. RefSeq names its product extensin-like. Lineage: Eukaryota; Metazoa; Chordata; Actinopteri; Salmoniformes; Salmonidae. The coding region runs from base 1 to 2046 and encodes 681 amino acids. The transcript has 4 exons. The record is from RefSeq and is a predicted model, not a curated record.
AUGUCGACAGACUUCCCAACCCCACAAGAGGCCCUCUUCUCACUCCCAGUCACACAAGCCCUCUACAGCCCUACACCAGCCCUCUACAGCUCUACACCAGCCCUACACCAGCCCUCUACAGCCCUCUACAGCUCUACACCAGCCCUCUACAGCCCUACACCAGCCCUCUACAGCCCUACACCAGCCCUCUAUAGCCCUACACCAGCCCUCUACAGCCCUACACCAGCCCUCUACAGCCCUACACCAGGCCUCUACAGCCCUACACCAGCCCUCUACAGCCCUACACCAGCCCUCUACAGCCCUACACCAGCCCUCUACAGCUCUACACCAGCCCUACACCAGCCCUCUACAGCCCUCUACAGCUCUACACCAGCCCUCUACAGCCCUACACCAGCCCUCUACAGCCCUACACCAGCCCUCUAUAGCCCUACACCAGCCCUCUACAGCCCUACACCAGCCCUCUACAGCCCUACACCAGGCCUCUACAACCCUACACCAGCCCUCUACAACCCUACACCAGCCCUCUACAACCCUACACCAGCCCUCUACAACCCUACACCAGCCCUCUACAACCCUACACCAGCCCUCUACAACCCUACACCAGCCCUCUACAGCCCUACACCAGCCCUCUACAGCCCUAUACCAGCCCUCUAUAGCCCUACACCAGCCCUCUACAGCCCUACACCAGCCCUCUACAACCCUACACCAGCCCUCUACAACCCUACACCAGCCCUCUACAGCCCUACACCAGCCCUCUAUAGCCCUACACCAGCCCUCUACAACCCUACACCAGCCCUCUACAACCCUACACCAGCCCUCUACAACCCUACACCAACCCUCUAUAGCCCUACACCAGCCCUCUACAACCCUACACCAGCCCUCUACAGCCCUACACCAGCCCUCUACAACCCUACACCAGCCCUCUACAGCCCUACACCAGCCCUCUACAGCCCUACACCAGCCCUCUAUAGCCCUACACCAGCCCUCUACAACCCUACACCAGCCCUCUACAAACCUACACCAGCCCUCUACAACCCUACACCAACCCUCUAUAGCCCUACACCAGCCCUCUACAACCCUACACCAGCCCUCUACAACCCUACACCAGCCCUCUACAACCCUACACCAGCCCUCUACAACCCUACACCAGCCCUCCAUAGCCCUACACCAGCCCUCUACAACCCUACACCAGGCCUCUACAGCCCUACACCAGGCCUCUACAACCCUACACCAGCCCUCUACAGCCCUACACCAGGCCUCUACAGCCCUACACCAGGCCUCUACAACCCUACACCAGCCCUCUAUAGCCCUACACCAGGCCUCUACAACCCUACACCAGCCCUCUACAGCCCUACACCAGGCCUCUACAACCCUACACCAGCCCUCUACAACCCUACACCAGCCCUCUACAACCCUACACCAGCCCUCUACAACCCUACACCAGCCCUCCAUAGCCCUACACCAGCCCUCUACAACCCUACACCAGGCCUCUACAGCCCUACACCAGGCCUCUACAACCCUACACCAGCCCUCUACAGCCCUACACCAGGCCUCUACAGCCCUACACCAGGCCUCUACAACCCUACACCAGCCCUCUAUAGCCCUACACCAGGCCUCUACAACCCUACACCAGCCCUCUACAGCCCUACACCAGGCCUCUACAACCCUACACCAGCCCUCUACAGCCCUACAACCUUAUUCCUCCAUAUUCAACCCUCUCAGAUGAUCUCAUAUCCAGCUGUUGUUUUGGGAGCAGCAGCCAACUGCUCCAGCCCCAGCCAGCCACACGGCAAGAUGCUCUUUGACAACAACAACACAGACAUGCCCCCCCCCUCCCCCUCCAGAGACUCAGAGCCGCUGGGUCCUACAUCAGACCUGGGUCCUACAUCAGACCUGGGUCCUACAUCAGGCCUGGGUCCUACAUCAGGCCUGGGUCCCAGACCUGGGUCCUACAUCAGACCUGGGUCCUACAUCAAACAUGGGUCCUACAUCAAACCUGGGUCCUACAUCAGACCUGGACUGACCUUUACACAGCAACCUCACUAA